Molecule: messenger RNA, 1511 nt
Organism: Indicator indicator
Lineage: Eukaryota; Metazoa; Chordata; Aves; Piciformes; Indicatoridae
Gene: STBD1
Product: starch binding domain 1
Exons: 2
Coding region: 1-1059 (352 amino acids)
Cellular component (GO): membrane
Molecular function (GO): glycogen binding; starch binding
Source: RefSeq, a predicted model, not a curated record
AUGGCCCGCGAUCGCGGCCCGCCCGUGCUGCGGCAACCGCCCCCGGUCGCUUCUGCUCCGCGCUCCCCUGCCGCCGCCCUGCCCGCCGAGGCCCGCGGCUGGGGCUGGCUGGGAGCCGGGCUGUGGCCGGCGCUGCUGAUGGGGCUGCUGGCCGCGCUGCUCGCCUGGCUCUGGUACGGCAGCGGGGACGGCCGGGGAGAGGAGGGCGGCGGUGAGGCGGCUCCGGUGCGGGGCGGCAGCGAGGGGUCCCAGUGCGAGGCGGAGGCUGCAGGGGGUCUUCUGAAGAGUGGUGGGCAACUGCCCGAGGCCGCGGCUGCUGUCCUGACAAGCCCUGGGAAGCCAGGAGAGGAUGUGGUGGAUGUGGCAAAGGAAGAGCUUAACCAUCUUCAAAGUGACAAACCUCUGGAGAUGGAGCAGCUGCUCCCCGUGCAGGGUGCCACCGACUCCAGGGAGCAUCCAGCUGAUCCGCAGGACAGCCAGGCAGGUGACCUGAGCCCCCAGAUGGGACAAGCAAGUGAUGGAUGGUGUGUGAUGAACUUGGCAGGAGUAUCUGAUGAUGUCUGUAAGGACGGAAGUGAGGAGCAGCCAGUUGAGAAUAAGGACUUGGACCGUGAGGAGUGGGAAGUUGUUUCUGAGCACGUGGCCUGGGGGGAGGCUGGCAAGAGUGGCAGCCUGGAAGACUCGGACAGCAAGGAAUGGGAACAGGGAGACUGCCCUGAUGGGGACCUGAAAGCCAAGAGGGUUGCAGCUGUGCCCCCCAUGUUCCAGAACAUCUACGUGACUUUCCGGGUGCACUACUUCACGCACUCGGCUGCCCAGCUGCUUGGUGUCACUGGUGACCACGAGUGUCUUGGCCAGUGGCACAGCUACGUUCCCCUCAAGUACGAUAAGGAUGGCUUCUGGUCUGAGUCUAUUAGUCUGCCAGUAGACACCAGAAUGGAGUGGAAAUUUAUCCUGGUGGAAGAUGGGAAGGUGAGACGUUGGGAAGAAUGCAGCAAUAGGACCUUAGUGACUACACAUGAAGAUCAAAUAGUUCAUCAGUGGUGGGGGUACCAUUAAUGGGAUUUUGGAAGCUACUUAACCAAUGGCAAACCUGCUUAGAUUAAUCACAGAGCCCCUAAACUUCACCCCUUCUUCAGCAGAAGACCCUCUCAAGUGCAGAGCUCUGUAAAUCCCGUAUUGAGCCUGGUUAAACCAUGUGAGCUGCAGAUCUCUGCCAUCCCCUUUAGGAAAUCAUUGGGCAGCCUGAGAAAUCAACUUCAGACAUCUUCUGAAGAUGUGCAAGGUAGGCUCUGAAGGCAAGAACAGCUUCCAAGCAGCUGCCUGCCUGAGUAAAUCAGGGCCUUGGACUUGAUGUUGCUUUGAGUUGGGACUGUGGGAUGCAUCUUUGUACCAACUGCUUAGGGCUUUGGAAGCACAGUGAGGAGUGUGGUUACCUACACUGUAAUAGGAACCUAAGUGUUUUAACUUAUGUAAUGUGUUAAGUGAACAAUAAACACUUUCAGACUGAC